Messenger RNA from Malassezia sympodialis ATCC 42132, 3207 nucleotides. RefSeq lists its product as uncharacterized. Gene Ontology annotation, cellular component: MutLalpha complex. Gene Ontology annotation, molecular function: mismatched DNA binding; ATP-dependent DNA damage sensor activity; ATP hydrolysis activity. The coding region runs from base 1 to 3207 and encodes 1068 amino acids. Gene Ontology annotation, biological process: mismatch repair. The transcript is spliced from 6 exons. The record is from RefSeq and is a predicted model, not a curated record. NCBI's taxonomy places the organism in Eukaryota, Fungi, Basidiomycota, Malasseziomycetes, Malasseziales, Malasseziaceae.
AUGGCCACCGACGCGCCGCGUAUCGCGCCGAUCGCGCCGAGCGAUGUGCGCCGUAUUGCCGGUGCGCAAGUCGUGCCUGAUAUGCGAUCCGCGGUGAAGGAGCUAAUUGAGAAUGCGCUGGAUGCAGGCGCCACAAGUAUAGUGGUGGACAACGGCAGCGGUAUACGCAGGGACGAUUAUGCUAUGAUUGCCACAGAGAAGGAUGCGCCCAUGGGUACCCUGCUGGAAUUUGCGCAUGAUGGUUCUCUGAAGGCGUGUGACAAGCGCAUCGCAAGGCAGCGUGGCACGUCCGUGACUCUGCUGAAUCUUCUCUCGGGUCUGCCUGUCCGUCGGCGCGAGCUAGAGAAGAAUGUAAAGCGCGAGUUUGCGAAGGCGCAUGCCAUGAUCCAGUCGUAUGCCCUGGUUAGUGAGGGCGUGCGUUGGGCCUCUUCCGUCCUGCUGGCAGAUGGAAAACGCGUCUCGCAACUCGUUGUGCGGGCUUCGUCGGGGCCGCAGUAUCUGCAAGCGAAUAUGGCCGCGCUCUUCGGCACCAAGGCCUCGGCGGCUAUGCAGUCCAUGAAUCUAGAUCUCUCUGACGACGACCACGACGACGACAUUCGCAUGCUGGGCCUCGUCUCGAAGCCCGCUGCGGGCAGUGGGCGCAGCAGUGGCGAUCGCCAGUACUUUUACCUGAAUGGGCGUCCAUGGGAAUGUCCUAAGCUGGCACACAUUUUUAACCAGGUGUAUCGCACAUUCAAUGCAACACAGUUUCCUUGUGUUAUUGCGGACCUGCGACUCGGUAGGCAUGCCUACGAUGUGAAUGUGAGCCCGGACAAGCGGACGUUGUACCUCCACGAGGAAGCUGUUCUGCUGGAACGCAUUCGCGUAGCGCUCGAGCAAGUUCUUGAGCCAUCUCGGAGCAUCCUGCACGUGCAGAAUCAGGCGUUCGAGUCGACACCGACACCUUCGGAAGAAGCUCCCAAGCGUAGCGCGCCGGAAGCUACACGCGAUCCCCCCAAAUCGGCCCGCACAGAAACUUGUGUAUCGACGCUGUCAGCUUCGUGGAGCUCCCCACCGGUUUCACAAGAUGCUAGUGCUUCGCAGGGCGUCUCGUCUAUGCGCGCGCAGUUUCGACAGGCCGUACAAAACUUUGCAAUGAAGAGAGCACAGUUGCCUGAUAAUUACGUGUCGGAGUAUGAAGAAGAAGGUCUGGAUGGGUCGGACAUAGAGGACCAGCCCAUCUCACCAGGCAGCCCAGAUGCGUCGUUGCAGGGUGAGACUAGGCACAGAUCCCCCAUGACGACUCCUACUACACCAGCCGAGCCUGAAAAUACAGUGGAACGCCCAGCAUGGCAACGUCACAAGCGGCGCAGACUGCCAGAAACACCGAUCCAGGCCCAAGACUUGGACGAUGACCAACCAAAUAACGAGCCCGAUCGCAGGGCACAGAUACCAGACGUGCCUGUGUCGCCGGGUGUAGAAAGCCCCCCGUCAGACUGGGAGGAGCCGGCUCGACCAGCUGACUGUCCGCCCGCAUCCUGCUCCACGCCGCAGGUCGAUGCCCCUCACAACGAGCAGGAUCUGUUUACAAUCACAGCGACGUCUGUGUCUACCGAAUCUAGUGAUGAGCUGGACGAGGAAGCUCAGCCCUCCUCGCCCGUCCAUGUUCAGCCGAUGAAUACCCAGGACAAGGGUCGCACUGUACAAAGAUCAACAAAUCGCAGUUCACUUUCGGCACACACUGUCAUACUUCCGUUUGAUUUUCAGAAAUAUCGUGGCCGUUUGGAGCGCGCACCCACGCCGUGCACGCCCAGGCCUUGGCAGGGAGCGGAAGUGGGUGUCCCUGAUCAGGAGGUGGUUGCAGCUUUGGAGCGAGUCUUGGCCAAGCCGGACUUUAGCCAAAUGCACGUUGUGGGGCAGUUCAAUUUGGGUUUUAUUAUUGCCAGACGAACCACACCAGAUAUGGACGACCUCUUCAUUAUUGAUCAGCAUGCAGCGGACGAAAAGUUCAAUUUCGAGACUUUGCAGCGUACCACCAAGAUCCACAGCCAGCAGCUUCUGCGCCCCCAACCUGUGGAGCUGGCACCCACGGACGAGCUUGUAGCCAUGGAACAUGCUGAAUGGCUACGCAUAAAUGGCUUCGACGUCAGUGUGGACGAGGAGGCUGCACCAGGUCAUCGUAUCAAGCUGCUCUCUAAGCCGUCGGGCUUGUCGGAAGAGCAUCAUGGUCGGUUCGGCAUUGGACCUCCGCCAGAUGCGGCAGGUACUCCAGCACAUGAGCGAGACGGAGCAGCCAUGGAACUGCCCCCAUGGACGGCCUACAAUCCGUCAUCUGACGACGCUGGGAACACCAUCGAGUGCGCGGCCUGUCGCAUGGUCGGCGCUAUCGCUUCUGUAGCAAAUGGCACGUGCGAGACGCCUGCCCUGAGGGUGGAGGUAAACCGAGGUCGAUCAGCAAGGUUGGCCCACGAUGGACGACGGAGCCGAAGCGUGGCAGGCCACACUACGGGCCACGCAGCGCGUCUACUAGUCAGGCUGGACGAGGUACGGGAUCGCCUCUCGCAUGCGCGUGAAACGGCUCAAAAGGCAUGCAUGCUACCACCCAGCACCGAUGGUCCACAGCGACUUUUCGAUGCUGUCGCAUCUAUUCACUCUCACUUUCAUAAAAUCCAUGCCGACGCGCUGGAUUUGGAGCUUCAGCUAGAGAGCGAACGCGCAGUGCUGACUGCCUACGACGUGUGCAUGCAGUGUGAGCGCAUACUUCUCCAUUUGGAAUCAAACUCUGCAUCUGAAUCUCCGGGUUCCAAAGAUGCCUUGGAAGCGAAGAAGCGGCAUAUGCUCUCGACAUGUGCGCAUCUGAUAUCUACGAUGCGUCGAUCUCUACCCGUGCAACCCAAGGCGAGAGCACGCUACGCUCAAAUUGAAUCACGUUGGAGUAUACUGCAGCAAAAACAUCAUAUGGAUGAUGUUCAAGAAGCUUCCGACGUGUUAGCCUCGUCGCUUACUAUCAGCACGCCGAUGAGCAAGCGUCCAGCCGGUGACGACGACGCCCGCAAGCGGCGCUGGUCCCUUGGUACACCGAGUCGCUUGCCGCGGACGCCGGGAUCUUUACCGCGGACACCUUCACACACCAUGUCGCACGUCACAGGCACCUUUGGUCGAGGAUUCGCCCAGCGAGCGGGCGUCUACAAGACCUAUGUCAGCUAUGGACCGGCCAAGAACACCUAA